Molecule: messenger RNA, 771 nt
Organism: Pecten maximus
Lineage: Eukaryota; Metazoa; Mollusca; Bivalvia; Pectinida; Pectinidae
Source: RefSeq, a predicted model, not a curated record
AUGUCGGAGUCAGAGUCCAUCUGCAGUGAAAAGAAUGAAGAUAGUGAUAACUCUGCGACGAUGCCAAACUCUGCAAACAGGAGAGAUGAAAACCACGGGAAGCUAUUUAAAGGAGCUGAAAUAAUAACAAUUGCAAGAGAAGAUCCACUAAUUAUGGUCUUAGGUGAGAGUUGGAUGACACGAAAUGUGGCGAAUAAAGAGAAACGGAAUUAUGCAACAGCUCUAAAAUGUUCAUUUCUAAAUGUUGAUGAUGUGGAAUAUUUGGUUGCACCUAGUAACAGUAGCAAACUGAAGUAUGAUAUACUGAAGCUGAUCAAUGUUCACAGCUAUGCUUCACGAAGUCGGGGACUUGAUGAAAUGGAUGACUCCCUGGCACAGGACCUCGCAACGGUUGAGAAAAAGCUACUCGAGUCGCAAGAUCUGAUGAAAGUUAGAGGAAAGAGAGGAAAACCUGUUCCAGUAAUUAUACCGCCAGAUGCCAAGGCAAUGUUGGCUUUUCUUGCCAGUUCUGAUAUGAAGCGAAAAGCAGGGAUCGUAGAAGGGAAUCCCUACCUGUUCCCAAAUUCUAAAAUACUUUCAUCUCAUACUAAUCCCUCUGUUGGCACGGACAGAGCUAACUGUGGUAGGCAACUGGAGUACCUAAAGAAAACUCACAAAGUCGGGCAGAUGACCCCCAUACCUUUAAACGCCCGAUCGGGGAAUCGAACCCUGGCCGCCUUGGUGAAAGGUGAUUGUGUUAGCACUGAGCCAUCAGACCGCCAAAAGAAUUAG